GUGACUCCAGAAGAGUGCGUGCGACGUACCCGGGAAGUACUCGAUAUUUUAAGCGAUUUAAACGAUUGUAUCGAUGAUCCUUUUAACGUUAAAGAAUCGAUCGUGCAAGAUUGGUACUGGGUGAGGGAGUUGUGUAGGAAUGCUCAACGCGAAAAUUUCGACGUCGCCACUUAUCGGUUAAUCAGAGAUGUUGAAGGAAGAAUGAAUCGCAUUGAUAUACCCACGGCUGAUUAUAAGAUUGUUGACGAUAAUUUCAUUUUAUGCCUUUGGUUGUUCGUGGAAAUGGCAACACCUAUGUUUAAUCCGAGAGCGCCGCAAAAGCCUAAAUUAUUCGUGAAUUUUCCCGAAAUGAAUACGACCGUUUUAUUCCCUGGUGUUAUUGAUGGAAAAAAUGUUACUGUUCGUGGGAUUUACGUCAAAUACGACCAUUUAACUGAUACUUGCGCCUCUUUUNUUGGGUUGAAUGGAUAUUUCGUAUCUU
Messenger RNA from Onthophagus taurus, 481 nucleotides. The record is from RefSeq and is a predicted model, not a curated record. Lineage: Eukaryota; Metazoa; Arthropoda; Insecta; Coleoptera; Scarabaeidae.